AUGCUUUAUUCCCCUUUGCUCCGUUUUGGCUUUGCCAUAGGAGCUCUUGCUGGCCAUAGCCGCGCGGCACCUGCUCAUACCAACGAUGACCUGACUGAUACGCCUCUACCCAUCGUCGUCUGGCACGGCUUGGGUGACCAGUUUAACAGCGACGGCAUGAAGAGCAUCGAAGAGCUCGCUGAAGCUAUUAAUCCAGGCACUUUUGUUCAUAUUAUUUCUCUCAACGGAGAUCCCAACCAGGAUCGCUCUGCGACUUUCACUGGCAACGUUACGGACCAAAUCAGCAAGGUCUGUGAGGAGCUUGCUAAGCACCCGAUUCUUUCAACAGCACCUGCUAUCGACGCCAUCGGUAUUUCGCAGGGCGGUCAGUUCCUGCGCGGUUACGUUGAACGGUGCAACUGGCCCCAAGUUCGCAGUCUUGUUACCUUUGGUAGCCAACACAACGGCAUCGUCAAGUUCAAGGCCUGUGGUCAGACCGACUGGCUCUGCAAGGGCGCUAUGGCUCUUCUUCGAUUUAACGUAUGGAGCAACUUUGUGCAAUCGCGUCUUGUUCCAGCCCAGUACUACCGCGAUCCCAGUACCCAGGGCGACUACGAUAACUACCUCGAGAACUCCAACUUCCUCGCUGACAUCAACAACGAGCGCGAGCUCAAGAACAACAAGUACAAGGCAAACCUUGGCAGCUUGACCAACUUUGUCAUGUGGAUGUUUGAGGAUGAUACACUAGUCGUCCCCAAGGAGACUUCGUGGUUUGAGGAGGUCAACGGUACAGAGAGUAUCCCCCUCCGAGCUCGCCCGCUCUACCAGGAGGAUUGGCUUGGUCUUCGCGGUUUGGAUCGCAAUGGUGGUCUUCACUUCAAGACUGCCCCUGGCGAUCAUCUUCAGAACAUGGAGGAGUUGCUCAACCAGACUAUCACUGAUUACUUUGGCCCAUGGAAGCGAAGCUUCGAUAAGAACCAAGAGGUUGAGGAUGACAUCUGGGAGAUGGAGGAUCUGUAG
Molecule: messenger RNA, 999 nt
Organism: Fusarium coffeatum
Lineage: Eukaryota; Fungi; Ascomycota; Sordariomycetes; Hypocreales; Nectriaceae
Exons: 1
Coding region: 1-999 (332 amino acids)
Cellular component (GO): lysosome
Molecular function (GO): palmitoyl hydrolase activity; thiolester hydrolase activity
Source: RefSeq, a predicted model, not a curated record